GAGUAGCUGUUAACUACUUUUUUCACUCUUACGACCUUCAAAACAUGUACUUGUAACUCGUGAGCUACUUGUAACUCGCGAGCUUUUAGGCUCUUAAUCUCCCUCACUGAUAAUUUUAUCUUACGAGUGAUCUGCCGAGAAAAAAUGGGUUCUUUUUAGACAUUUUUCUGUUCAAGUGUUCAAUAAUACAUGAUUCAACUAUGUAUGUAUACUUUAUAUAUAUAUAUAUAUAUAUAUAUAUAUAUAUAGUUAAGACUUGACCUGCAAUAGUGACAAUUUGCUAUAAAUUUUCAAAUAUUAGGAAUUUAUAUAGAUUCAAUACAGUGAAGUAUAGAGUUUAUUAAAGUUCAUAUAACAUCAUUGUACAUAUAUAGUAACAAUAUUCAGUGGAAGUAGUGCUUAAUUUGAAUUGGUGGCAAAAUGGAGUCGGGGGAAGAAGUGUGCCAAACUCUACUGCCGGGACUGGACUCUAACGGUCAGAUUCCAGAAUUGUCGUCGGAGGCGGUGGAGGAAAUCUUAUCACACAGGCCGGUGGCUCUCCGAUGGUACCCUCGGCUCGUGGGUUGGGAGUCGAGGCUCCUCUGGAUUCUUUCGUGGGCUUCCAUCUUCGUAUCCGUUUUCAACUACAUGCUCAGUUUUGUCACCCUCAUGUAUACCGGCCAUUUAGGCGCGUUGGAGCUUGCCGGAGCCUCCGUAGCCUGCGUCGGAAUUCAAGGGCUCGCUUAUGGCAUCAUGUUGGGCAUGGCUAGUGCUGUUCAAACCGUGUGUGGGCAAUCAUAUGGAGCAAGGAGAUAUGAAACAAUGGGUGUGAUUUGCCAGAGAGCAAUUGUGCUGCACAUUGGGGCAGCUAUCCUGCUUACCUUCCUUUACUGGUACUCUGGCUCAGCCCUGAAAGCCAUCGGUCAGUCAGUGAGCAUAGCCGAGCAAGGCCAAAUUUUUGCUCGCGGUUUGAUCCCUCAACUCUAUGCAUUUUCAAUAAGCUGCCCGAUGCAGAGGUUCCUUCAAGCACAAAAUAUUGUCAAUCCUUUGGCUUACAUUGCUGUCGGGGUAUUCCUAUUGCACAUUCUUCUCACAUGGGUAGCUGUGUGUGCCUUGAAUUAUGGCCUCCUCGGUGCUGCCUUAACACUCAGUCUCUCUUGGUGGCUUCUGGUCAUCAUACAAGGCCUUUACAUACUCUUCAGUCCAUCUUGCAAGCAAACAUGGACUGGUUUCUCUGCAAAAGCCUUUAGAGGGCUUUGGCCUUAUUUCAAGCUAACUGCAGCUUCUGCUGUUAUGUUGUGCUUGGAGAUAUGGUACAAUCAAGGACUAGUUCUUAUAUCAGGCCUCCUCUCCAACCCUACCAUCGCACUUGACUCUAUUUCCAUUUGUAUGAAUUACUUGACCUGGGACAUAGAAUUUAUGUUGGGGCUAGCUGCAGCAACCAGCGUUCGAGUCAGUAAUGAGCUUGGUGCUGGUCAUCCUAUGGUUGCUAAGUUUUCAGUAGUGGUGGUGACCACCACGACUACCCUCAUCAGUAUAAUUUUCAGUUCAAUUGUACUAAUAUUCAAGGUUGGAUUGAGCAAACUCUUUACAAGUGACUCACAAGUUAUUGACGCUGUGUCCAAUUUGACCCCACUGCUUGCCAUCUCUGUUUUGUUGAAUGGCAUUCAACCCAUUCUGUCAGGUGUUGCCAUUGGGAGUGGAUGGCAAGGUGUAGUGGCAUAUGUUAACCUGGUCACUUACUAUGUUAUUGGUCUCCCUAUUGGAUGUGUUCUUGGCUUCAAAACUAGCUUAGGAGUAGCCGGUAUUUGGUGGGGGAUGAUAGUUGGAGUUCUCUUACAAACAGUAACUCUAAUUAUUCUAACUGCAAGAACAAACUGGAAUACAGAGGUCGCAAAAGCCGCUGACCGCUUGAAGAAAUCGGCAAAUGAAGAAGCCUUAGACCUUGUGGACACCAUAUGAGGAAAUUCAGAUGUUACAGAACAUUACCAACAUGACAUCUCUUUCUUCUUCUUCAACUUACAGCAGAAGAGAUCGAACUUACUGAAACUAGAAUAAGACUUCUAAAGUCUAAUACUCUGUAAUACAAUUCUGUCACACGGGUCUUUUUGGAAAAGAUGUUUCAUUGCAUGGA
Messenger RNA from Cornus florida, 2113 nucleotides. Its product is annotated as protein DETOXIFICATION 41-like. NCBI's taxonomy places the organism in Eukaryota, Viridiplantae, Streptophyta, Magnoliopsida, Cornales, Cornaceae. Gene Ontology annotation, molecular function: xenobiotic transmembrane transporter activity; antiporter activity. The transcript is spliced from 8 exons. Gene Ontology annotation, biological process: xenobiotic detoxification by transmembrane export across the plasma membrane. Gene Ontology annotation, cellular component: vacuolar membrane. Bases 421 to 1941 code for a protein of 506 amino acids. The record is from RefSeq and is a predicted model, not a curated record.